This is a messenger RNA of Tachyglossus aculeatus (Australian echidna), 3018 nucleotides long. It is a transcript of the gene GABPB2, whose product is annotated as GA binding protein transcription factor subunit beta 2. Gene Ontology annotation, biological process: positive regulation of transcription by RNA polymerase II. The record is from RefSeq and is a predicted model, not a curated record. Gene Ontology annotation, cellular component: nucleus. Lineage: Eukaryota; Metazoa; Chordata; Mammalia; Monotremata; Tachyglossidae. Gene Ontology annotation, molecular function: transcription cis-regulatory region binding; protein binding.
ACAAUAUACCUAUAACAGAAACAUCCCCUGCCCACAACGAGCUUACAGUCUAGAGGGUCCAGUCCACGGAGAGUUAUAAGCUUGUGUUUGCCUAGCGGCUCUGCCCCUUGGCACACGGGUGGCACACAUGGGCGGCAUAUGCAGGCGCUUCCCGCGCUCCCCUGCUGUCGUGAGCCAAGAUGUCGCUGGUGGACCUGGGCAAGAGGCUGCUGGAGGCCGCCAGGAAAGGGGAAGAUGACCAAGUGCGAGUGCUGAUGGCCAACGGGGCCCCCUUCACCACCGACUGGCUGGGCACCUCGCCCCUGCACCUGGCAGCCCAGCACGGUCACUACUCCACGGCGGAGGUGCUCCUGCGGGCCGGGGUCAGCCGGGAUGCCCGUACCAAGGUGGACCGGACACCCUUGCACAUGGCCGCGGCCGACGGACACACCCACAUCGUCGAGCUGCUCGUCCGGCACGGCGCCGACGUGAACGCCAAGGACAUGUUGAAGAUGACGGCCCUGCACUGGGCGGCGGAGCGCCGCCACCGCGACGUGGUCGAGCUGCUCGUCAAGUUCGGCGCCGACAUCCACGCCGCCAGCAAGUUUGACAAGUCCGCCUUCGACAUCGCCCUGGAGAACAAUAACCCGGACAUCUUGAUCCUCCUCCAGGAGGCGAUGCAAGGCCAGGUGAGCGACGACUCCGACCGCGCCAGCCCCGCGCCCACGUCCUUCAUCCUCACGGCCGGCGACGUCGUCGGCCUUGCCGGCCUCGUGUCCUCCGCCGGCGCCAAGAACCCCGCAGAUGACUCCCACUCCUCUGGCCUGCAGUUCUCUCACUCCACGUCCGUGCUGGCCACGCUGGCCGCCCUGGCAGAGGCGUCGGCCCCCCUGUCCGGCUCUGCCCACAUCCAAGCCUGUGACGAGGAAGUGGCCGAAAUCCACACCAUCGAGUCGGCUGUGCAGCACGUGGUGGGGGGCGGCGGCCAGAGGGUCAUCGCCAUCGUGGCAGACGGCGUCCCCCUGGGCAGCCUGCAGGCAGCCAUUCCCGGCGGUGGCAUCGGCCAGCCCUUCAUCGUGACGAUGCAGGACGGGCAGCAAGUUCUAACUGUACCUGCCGGUCAGGUUGCAGAGGAGACCGUGACCGAGGAGCAGGCUGAGUCCGAGCCCGACUCCGACCCGCUGUCCCUGGAGGAGGAGCCGCAGGAGGAGGAAGCCCCGGCCCCGCCGCCCGCCAAGAGGCAGAGGACCGUGCCGUCGGACCCCGGUGCCCAGGACGGCAAGGAGGGAGCCGAGAGGGAGCUGCUGCAGCAGCGGCUGCGGGAGGCCGACCGCCAGGCGCAGGAGUGCCGGCAGCAGCUGCUGCAGAAGGAGCGGGAGGCGGAGCGCUGCCGCCGCCGGCUCCAGGCCAUGGCCCGGGCCCAGGCGCUGCCCGACGGGGACACCGUGCUUAUCGUGGGGCCGCCCGACGGGGCCUUGGGCCUGCACCUGGGGGGCCUAGCAGCUGAGACCGGGGGAUCCUAGCGGCUCGCUUCCCCCGGACCCGGGGGCGGAUGAUGCCAGCGGGCCUGGAGCGUGGCAGCCUGCUCCACGGAACUGGGUGAUGCGUGGAGAACAGCGCGGGAGAGGCUUCGUGGUGGGGCGGGGGCCGCAGAGCAGGGCAACCAGGGCAGGGGUCGGUGCCGGGGUGGGCACGGGAGACGAGGCAGGACCCGGCACGGCUUUCUGUCUUGAGGAAGCCCUGAGCACCAAGCGGAAACUUUUACCUAGUCGGGAAAGUGUGGGCAGCCCCGCCCCCCGUGCCUCGGGUUUCCGUUGGCUUCUCCAGGAGGCCUGGUCCUGGGGGCGCAGGGCAGUGCCCCCGUCGCCCUCACCUCACGCACACUCUCGUCCGGCCUCGUGAGCCGAACGGGAGAAUGGCGUUCCCCUUCCCCACUGUCUGCCUCGGUCAAGUUGUUCCGAGGGGCCGGGCCUGUUUGGAUCAGAACCAGCAGGAGGCUGGGCCCCGGGCACAGAACUCAGUCCCCCCGUUCCCCAGCCUCCCUCCUCUCCCCUCCCCGCUCUGCCGGGCUGCCAGCUGGAAGCCGGAGUUUUCCAGAAGAGCUGCCCGGAGAGAGAGUGGGGGCAGGGAGGGGAUCCGAUUUCAGAGUUGCGGCUGCUUUGGCAGGGCAGCCAGGAGGCCCGAGGCCCACCUCCCUUCCUCCCUCCCUCCCUCCCUCCCUCCGGGACGCUUCUCUCAGUGGGCCCCAUAUGGAGCGCACGUCCCAGACUGGAGACCUGGCUCCGAUUUGUGAACAAGGCCCGCUGUAUCUCUGUUGCCUUCCAGGAGGUAUCUGUUCUGUCCCCCCAUGUCCCUUCCCCACCACCCCUCCACACAUACACACACUCUCUCUCUCCUCCCCAACCCCCCAGUAGAUCCCCAACCCCACCAGGUGGCCCAGAUUUCCCCAAGCAGCGCCAGGCCCUGUGGGUUGGCAGAAGCUCCGUCUCUCCAUCUCUCCAGCCGCCCCUCCCUCCCUGGAGGGAGGCCCCAGGGGGCCCAGUUUUCCUUCCUUCCUUCCCAUUCUUGAACUGGAGGCGACACUGGCCUCCCACUUGUCCCGGAGCCCUCGUCCCUGCGCGGCCAGUGUUCCCUUAUUCGCCGCGCCCUAGGUGGGGCGGAAGGGGAACCGUUUCCUGGAAGCCCCCAGGGACGAGCCCAGGGCGGGGGCCCUCAUCCCCCUGGACACUUCCAGGCAGGGAGGGCUUCCUUCCCUGAUGGCUGGUUGCGGGGGGGCGUCCCCGCCCAGCCACCCCCUGCCCCGGGAGCCAGGGCCAGGUUUCUCCCAGUCUGAUCCCUCCCCUCCCCCACCACACGUGCCAGGCCAGGAACGUGGCCCGGCACCCGCCUCAGGAUUCCCGGGAGCCGCCGCGCACUCCCUGCGCGGCCCCCCUACCCUGCCUUAGUAUCCCGGCUGCUCCCUGGUGCCCAGGGAUCCUCCUCAAGGAAGGCGCUCAGCGGCCAGAGGGAACUGUGCAUGCGUGCAUCUCCACAUACAGA